This is a messenger RNA of Pelagomonas calceolata, 592 nucleotides long. The record is from the annotation of a GenBank genome assembly. Lineage: Eukaryota; Pelagophyceae; Pelagomonadales; Pelagomonadaceae.
AUGGGCGAGGUCGAGCGCACGGUCGAGACCGACGAGCUCCGAGCUGACCAGGCGACGAUUCGCGCCGAACUCUACGGCGGUAUGAUGGACGCGUACGCGGGCGGGGAUGCGGCGAACGUCGGGCGGCGCGUGGUCCUGGGCCCGAACUUUACCCGUUCGGCGCGCCAGUUCGGUCGCAGCUACCAAGACGCGCUGGCCCUGCUCCGCGAGCACGGGCCACCGGCUCUCAUCGGGCCACCGUUAACCGUUGUCGCGCAUUCGGCGGGCGAGGUGAGGGACGAGAUCCGCGAGUAAGCAAUUGUGUCCAUUUUAGGUACUUCAUUUAGGUACUUCAGAUGAUCAGGUAGGCGAAAUGGAUCUGUUUCUGGCCUCGAAGCCGGACCAAAUGUCUCCAGACGGGAAGGAGCACGUCAUCCGGACAUUAUCAAGAAUCAGAGACAUCGGCCAGGAGAUUCACGACCGCGGCGGCUUGGCGGCCAUGCAAGCAAUUUUCUAUAUUAUGACCAAUUUUAUCGUUGGCAACGACCGGGACAGAGCCAAGUUCACAGCGUUGAAGCGCUUCUGGAGGGGUAUUGGGAACUGGGAAUACUAG